CCAAAUUAUUUCAAGGGGAGAGCUGUAUAAAUCAUCAUUCGAAACAUUUGUUCAUCGUACGCCUUAAAACCUGGUUUCAUUUCCUUUCUCCUCUUCCAUGGAAUCAAGCAAGACUCUCCUGAUAUGUCCGACUAGGGAUCACACGAGUGCAGCCUCUACGGAGCAUGAGUCCAACAUUAUGAGGCUACGGAAUAUGCUCACUGCAAAGGGAGAGGAUCCUUUCGAGGCAAUGGAGAUCAUCGAUGCUAUUCAACGUCUAUGCAUCGACCAUCACUUCCGGUAUGAGAUGGAAGAAAUCCUGCAAAAGCUUUACCAACAGUGCAGUCGAUACCAAUAUUACGGCCACGGCCUCCGUGAAGUUGCCCUUUGCUUUCGUCUUCUCAGACAGGCAGGUCACCAUGUUUCCGCCGAAAAUGCGUUUAGCGGCAUCCGAGACGAGAACGGAAGAUUCCGAGGAGAGUUUCAGUAUGACGUAGAGGGUUUGAUUGAAUUGUUUGAAGCCUCACAGCUAAGCACAGAGGGUGAAAAAACGCUUGAAGACGGCCGGGAUUUUGCGGUUAAUCAGCUUACAAAGCUUUGCUCGGCGGAAGAAAGUCACCGAGGGCGAGUCAUAAUGAAUGUCUUGAACCAACCAAGCCACAAGUCCUUGUCAAGACUAACCGUCAAUAGGUUCAUAAGCAUGACGAGCGAUGACGGAGAGAACAAGUGGUUGCAACCGUUAUUACAAGUGGCCAAGAUCGAUUUCGACAUGCUCAAGGCAUUGCACCAAGAUGAAAUAUCUAAAACCUUGAAAUGGUGGAGAGAGCUGAGCUUGACAAAGGAACUGAAGAAGGCCAGAGACCAGCCUUUGAAAUGGUACACAUGGUCCAUGGCAGUCCUCCAAGAUCCGGGAUUAUCAGAGAUAAGGCUCGAUCUUGUGAAACCGAUAUCGUUUGUUUACAUAAUCGACGAUAUCUUCGAUAUCUAUGGGGGAAUAGAUGAGCUAACCAUAUUCACACAAGUUAUGGAAAGGUGGGACCGUGAUGAAGACAACCUCGUUGAGAAGCUACCAAAUUACAUGAAAGUAUGCUUGGAGGCUUUAGACGUGGUGACAAUGGAGAUUAGCCUGAAGGUCCACAAGAAACAUGGAUGGAACCCCAUCAACUCCCUUCGAAAAUCGUGGGCGAGGUUGUUCAAGGCGUUUUUGGUGGAAGCGAAGUGGUUCGAGUCGGGUUACUUGCCAAGCAAGGAAGAGUAUAUCGAGAACGGGAGGGUGAGUUCAGGAGUGCCAUUGGUGCUGCUUCAUCUGUUCUUCAUGUUGGGUGAAGAAACCACGAAAGAGAAGGUCCAACUCACUGAUGAAUCCAACCCAUUGAUCGUCUCUUCUGCUGCUACUAUCCUCAGACUUUGCGACGAUUUCGGAAGUGCCAAGGAUGAAAACCAAGAUGAGUAUGAUGGAUCAUACAUGGAAUGUUACAUGAAACAGCAUCAAGGAUCAACAAUUGAAGAAGCAAGAGCACAUUCCCUCCAGAUGAUUUCCAACGCAUGGAAGCGUUUGAACGAAGAGUGUCUGGAUCCGAAUCCAUUCUCCGGUUCAUCCUUCGCCAAAGCCUGUCUCAAUGUCGCGAGGACGGUUCCCCUUAUGUACACUUACGACGAUGACCAUCGUCUUCCCGGUCUUGAUGAUUAUCUCAAGUCACUCAUGUUGGACCAUGCAUGACUUUUACCUGAUAAAAAAAAUAACCAAAAUAUUAUAAUUGAACAUAUCAUGUAAUAAUCGUGUUUGAAUUCAAUAAAGGUCGGUCUCAAAAACGCA
Tarenaya hassleriana is the source of this 1795-nucleotide messenger RNA. RefSeq names its product S-(+)-linalool synthase, chloroplastic-like. The transcript is spliced from 7 exons. Gene Ontology annotation, molecular function: terpene synthase activity; magnesium ion binding. The coding region runs from base 98 to 1699 and encodes 533 amino acids. NCBI's taxonomy places the organism in Eukaryota, Viridiplantae, Streptophyta, Magnoliopsida, Brassicales, Cleomaceae. The record is from RefSeq and is a predicted model, not a curated record.